AUGGAACAAAGAAAGACUCGGAGCGAGGUGUACGUACACCUGAACUCGCGGACGCAGCAGCAGCUGCGGGGCCCCACGCUGAAGUGCUGCAGCAGCUCAAACCGCCGCAGCAGCUCUUCCUCAAACCCUAAACCCUCGCCAAACCCUAAACCCUCGCCAAACCCUAAACCCUCGCCAAACCCUAAACCCUCGCCCUUCUCCUUGCACGCGCGACACGGCACCUCCACGCCUCCCGAACACCACUCCCCGGGGUCCGCCAUCUCCCGUCGAGGGUUUAGGGUUUUUAGGGUUUAG
Messenger RNA from Eimeria necatrix, 294 nucleotides. RefSeq lists its product as hypothetical. The record is from RefSeq and is a predicted model, not a curated record. NCBI's taxonomy places the organism in Eukaryota, Apicomplexa, Conoidasida, Eucoccidiorida, Eimeriidae.